AGCGCGGAUUGCAUUAAUGCGCGAGCCUUCUCUUCUCUCAUCUCCUCAGCGUCGAUCGACGCCUCUCCUUCGCCUGUUCCCUCUACUCCCUUCCUUGUGGCUUCCGCCACUCGUUGACGUUCCUGGUGGCCGCUGAUCCCUUCUUUUUCUUCCGUUCCUGUGGUGUAGCUGCUGUGAGCUCUGGGAAAAUUCAAAAAUGUCUUUGAGCGGAGAUUCGACUAUGUACGAGGCCUUUUGGAAGUCGGUGGGGGCAGAGGCAGACACCUUGAUUGCCGGCUGGACGUCGAUGAGCUACUCCUCUGACAUCACCAACCUGUGCUGGUUCCUUGAACCGCAGCUGGCGCACCAAAUCCGACGCCUCCACAAGUUCGUCGGCAACGCUGUAGCUGGCGUAGACCGUUUCAUCAUUGUCGGCACAGGCUCCAGCCAACUGAUACAAGCAUCUCUGUAUGCCCUGUCGCCACCCGAUGCAGCAGAGCCGAUGAGCGUCGUCUCGCUCGCUCCUUACUGCCCUUCGUAUCCACUGUUGACGGACUACCUCCAGUCAUCGCUGCACAAGUGGGCUGGAGAUGCAUCCAAGUUCACCGGCUACAAUUACAUUGAGCUGGUCUGCACGACUAACGGCCCCGACGACUGCGACGACCCCGACGACCCAAAAAGAGAGGCAAUCCUAAGAGAGGCACUCCUCAGCUUCAGCGACAGGAAGACCGUCCACGACUUGGCCUAUUACUGGCCUCAGUACACUCCGAUCACUCAUCGGGCAGACCACGACAUCAUGCUCUUCACUCCCUCAAAGAGCACUGGCCACGCCGGCUCUCGUAUCGGGUGGGCGCUGGUGAAGGACAGGGCGGUGGCGAAGAGGAUGAUGCAGUACGUCGAGCUGAACACGAUGGGAGUGGCGAAGGAGGCGCAGCUCCGGGCAUCGAAGAUUCUCCAGCUGGUGUGCGACGCAUACGAGGAUCCAGAACGUGACAUCAAGAUGAAACUGUUCGAGUUCGCCGCGGAAAAGUUGGGCAACCGGUGGGGCAAGCUGAAGAAGGUCGGGUCUGCCUCCAGCAUCUUCACUGUGCCCUCCUUCGACCAGAUCUCCGGCUUGUUCACUGUGCCCUGCUUCACGAUGGACGUCUGCUACUUCUUCGAAGAUACGUCUUCCCACCGCCCAGCUUUCGCGUGGCUCGAGUGCGAGAAAGAUGAAGUGGAGGACCCUGAGAGUUAUCUGAAGGAGAAGGGAAUCGUAGUGCGAGGGGGGAGCCGGUUCGGGAUCGAGGCGAGGUACGUGCUUUUCAGCAUGCUGGAUGACGAUCAGAUCUUCGACCUCUACCUCCAAAGGCUCGCUGCGUUGUCUUGAUCAUGAGCCAGUUGGUGUCCGAUUUGGGAAGAAUUGUACUACUUAUUAUGACCACGUUUACAAGCGUGCAAACGAUCUUUUGGUAGUGUUCCAUUUUGCUAUUUUAUAGUAAAGGGGAAGAAAAAGGUAAUGGGACA
Messenger RNA from Zingiber officinale, 1485 nucleotides. Its product is annotated as tryptophan aminotransferase-related protein 1-like. The record is from RefSeq and is a predicted model, not a curated record. Bases 197 to 1348 code for a protein of 383 amino acids. Gene Ontology annotation, molecular function: carbon-sulfur lyase activity; transaminase activity. Gene Ontology annotation, biological process: amino acid metabolic process. The transcript has 5 exons. NCBI's taxonomy places the organism in Eukaryota, Viridiplantae, Streptophyta, Magnoliopsida, Zingiberales, Zingiberaceae.